This is a messenger RNA of Pteronotus mesoamericanus, 2162 nucleotides long. It is a transcript of the gene KCTD18, whose product is annotated as potassium channel tetramerization domain containing 18. Bases 186 to 1436 code for a protein of 416 amino acids. NCBI's taxonomy places the organism in Eukaryota, Metazoa, Chordata, Mammalia, Chiroptera, Mormoopidae. The record is from RefSeq and is a predicted model, not a curated record. The transcript has 7 exons. Gene Ontology annotation, biological process: protein homooligomerization.
CUGCUGGAGCCGCGCUGCUUCAAGAGUUGCAGGGCCGAGGAGGAGGCGCUCGCUUCCGAGUGGGGGCCCCGCAGUGUCCGGCGGCCGCGCCGAGGGCCGGGCUGGCCGCAGAGGGGGACCAGGACCACUAUUGUUCUGCAGUUUCUGAAAGUUUCGAGGGAAAAAUUCAGGUGUCGGUAGGUGCAAUGGAAGGCCACAAGGCAGAAGAAGAGAUGUUAGAUAUUCUUCGACUGAACGUGGGUGGCUGUAUUUACACAGCCAGGCGUGAGUCCUUGUGCCGAUUUAAGGACUCCAUGCUGGCAUCCAUGUUCAGUGGUCGUUUUCCUCUAAAAACAGAUGAAUCAGGGGCUUGUGUUAUUGACCGUGAUGGACAUCUCUUUAAAUACCUUUUGGAUUAUCUUCAUGGAGAAGUUCACAUUCCCACAGAUGAGCAAACCCGCGUUGCUCUGCAGGAAGAGGCUGAUUACUUUGGCAUCCCUUAUCCGUACAGCCUGUCUGACCACUUGGCCAAUGAAAUGGAGACAUAUUCUUUAAGGUCAAAUAUAGAACUUAAAAAGGCUUUAACAGACUUCUGUGAUUCGUAUGGUUUAGUUUGCAAUAAACCAACAGUUUGGGUUCUCCACUAUCUUAACACAUCUGGUGCCAGCUGUGAGAGUAGAAUUAUCGGUGUAUAUUCCACAAAAACUGAUGGAACAGAUGCUAUUGAUAAGCAGCUGGGAGGAAGAAUUCACAGUAAAAGCAUUUUUAAAAGAGAGGCGGGAAAUAAUGUUCAAUACAUUUGGAGCUAUUAUUCAGUAGCAGAAUUGAAGAAAAUGAUGGAUGCUUUUGAUGCCUGGGAAGGAAAAGGUGUUAGCUACUGGCGGGUACCUCAUGAGCUGAUAGAAUGUUGGACUCUGGAAGAGCGGCCUUUACUUGGGAGCCUGCGUCACAUGGCCCCAAUUCGAAAGAGGAGACUGACGGCGUUCGGCGACGAGGAAGAAGGUGUGAACUGUAAGAUGGCUCCUAAGCCUGUCAGGUUUCUAGGGCCUUCCACCAGCACCCAGAUUAAGGUCAAGAACUCGGCUGCAGUCAGGGUGUCUUCCACCAGUGCCCUUCAGGCCUGGUUGCCGGCCAUGGCAAACCAGUCUUCGGGCGCGACGACAGCUCAGCGCUCUGCACUGCCGAAAGCCCCGUCCGCCGCGGGCGCCGAGGUACCCGGGCAUUCCCCGGCUGCCCACGGGACGGGGAGCGCUGAAAACGGAGCCUCGCUGCCCCCCUCAGCCAAGGUUCUGCCCUCCGACAAGAAGGCCACCCCACACCGAGUGAUCAAACUGAGGCGGACUCCCCUGUGUGCCCCCGGGCCUUCCCCGAGGCCCGGGGGCGCCGCAGCGCCGCCACCGGCCCAGGCGCCCACCUUUGAUGUGCAGACCGAGAACUUGCAGGGCAAGGCUGAUUGAUGUCCUGUUUGCCUCCGGAGCUUCCAACCCGGGUGAUAGGGUGAUACGCAUACGGGGCACUGUUGAUGCAGGAGAGGUGAAAAGUUAAUGGUUCUUUUUAGGAUAAUUAUGAGAAAAAUAAAUUGUGUGAUAUAAGAAUGGAGGAGGGGAGACUUUAGGUGGUUGAGGCUAUAGUUACUUCUCAUUUUCCCAACUUUUAAGUGAUCAUCUUCUAUAGGCAAUUUGAAUUUCAGGUUUUUAUUGUUUUGAAUGGUUAAUUGGUAGUAAGGCAACAAAACGGUGCAGAGAACAUCACUACAGAAGUUUACUUUGUUGCUGAAAUAAGUAUAGACUUUAGGCACUUUUGUAAUGUUACUCAUUGAAGCCCAGGGACAGGAGUGACUUUGGGUUUAGAUCUUCCUGUUUGGUGAAAUAGCGAGCGUGAUAUUAAUGCUUCCCUGAGCUAUGUCACAACCGAGAGAGAAGAGAGAAAACAUAGAUCAAGGUGAACUCACUACAGGUUAUUCCCAGUCGCAAAAGGCGACAGGAAAAGAAAUGAUAGGGAGGGGAAAAAUGAUAAUAAUUUGAGAUCACACUUUGUCUUUUACUUAAUUAAAUUAUUUUCUAGAUUGGAUUUUUUUUUACCUUCUUCCUUUAGAUUUAUUUAUACAUCACAAGAUUUCUUGGGAUAAGGACUAUAUAACAUCUCUUUAGCCUAAAUUGUUAAAAUAUUUUAAUUUGAACAGC